AUGUCGAUGUCAAUUGACCAGGUUGUUGUCCUCGUUGAAUCGUUGUAUGCUCCCAGUAAUGAUUCUCAGAGUAUUUCUCAAAUUCAGACUAUCCUCCAGAAUAUACAGAAAUCAGAUCAUGGCUUGUCGAUAGCCGAUCAACUGCUCGAACAACCUUCGUUGAAUUGCAAGUUUUUUGGUGCUCUUACAUACACUGUCAACCUCAAUCUACAGCUCCCUGGUCUGGUGAGUGAUGAUAAAGACGAUACACUGACUUUGCUUACAACCAAGUUACUCCAGCAACUACUUGUACUUGUAUCGGACGAUUCCGUAAUUCACCAUGGUGGUAUGUUUGUUAUAAAGAAAAUGCUCUCAAAUUUGGCUCUUGUAUAUGUAUCCAACUACAAACACUGGAAGGAACCGCUAACGUCCUACAUGUGCAGCAUAAUUAAUAGCCGGGCGAUGCUGGUUCCUGAUGAUUCUUCUCUGCUCAGUGACAACGACAUUACUCAUUACUUGUCCAAGAUUCCGCUUGAGCUAUUGUCUACAGUGCUAAUGCUAUCUCAGAUUAUAGUGGAAGAGAUAAUUAAGAAGGAAGUUACCAAUGCCAAUCAAGUAGAGAUGCAUAAGGUUGUUCACGACUAUCUAUUUGGUACUACUGAAAGACUUCUUAUAGGGCUAACAAGACUCGAUAACCCUCUGAUACUAUCCUCCUGGCUUGAAUGCUUUAGUUCUUGGAUAGUGUAUGCGUCAAAGGCGGAAUUUGAUUCAACUAUUCGAUAUAACAUGACUCCACUAUUGAAAUUUACCAUCAAUUUAAUGGCUUUACCUACUCCUUGGCAGUCUCCUGUGCCGGAGAAAGCCAUGGAUACUUUGAUUGAUGUCUUGGAUACCAAUUACACAUUUUUCAAUGUAGAUACCAGAAAGCAACUCAGUAGCUUGAUUUUUGGGCCCUGGAGCUCCAAGUUCCUAGGAGAUAUGCCCGAAUUGGCAGACCAAUAUGCUAGACUCUGCAUUCUCUUUUUAGAACCUGACACUGUUCACCUUGCUCUGAAACUUAAUGAUGAUGCUAAUGAUCCGAACUUUGACUUCCUACUGAGACUUACAGAUUUUCCAGGACAGGCUGUGGUGGAGGAGACAAUUUCCAGCGAUUUCAUUGAUUUCUGGAUGCAGCUUUCCGACUCUCUCCUCAACGACGAUGAUCGAUUCUCCCUAAUGUUGAAAGACGAUAAAGCAAAAAUUGAAAGAUUCAACGGUAAGGCCAAGUCCUUGUUUAUCAAAAUCUCUCAAAUUUAUUGGAAUAAAAUCCACAUUCCUCAAGACGUAGCCGAAUUAGAAGGCUACAACAACGAGUUUAGAGUGUAUAGACGAGACGUCGGUGAUCUUUUUGAAUCAAUCUUUCCCAUAGUUAGGACACAGCUUUACAAGAACCUCGUCGAUAACGUCUUGAUGAAUGUUAACGGCUCUUCACAGCCUGCAUUGAAUGACAUCGAGGCUUCAUUGUACCUUAUCAAUGCUGUCAGCGCAGAUUUCAGCGAGAAUAAUGUCCAGAAGGAGAUCUUAGACGAAGUUUCCCAGAUUUUGAGCUCGAACUACUUGGAAUUGGUGACCGCCUAUCGAGAUCCCAACAAAUUCCAGCAUAUUGUAUACACAACUAUACGUUUUGUCAGCACCAUCGAUUGGUUCUAUAAAAGCUCUGCCGGACUUCCUUAUCUUCCACAAAUUCUUAACUUUUUGUUUGAUACGUUGGUGACCUGCUCUAUGUAUCAAUUGAUAAGUUCCAAAGCUAUCGCCGACAUAUGCGACAAUUCGCGUUUGUCAUUGCAGGACUCCCUUCCUAAUUUCAAGGAGAUUAUUCCUCAGAUGAUCAAUGAAACCACAGUUGAGCCAUUAACAAGACAGAGAAUUGUCAAUUCAUAUGCAUCGAUCGUUCAGGGAGUGAAGGAUCCUCGAAUUCAGGGUCAGUAUUUGCACGACAUAUUCUCUCUUUUAGGCAAGAGGUCGUACGAGGUGAUACUAUCCCUUGAUAGCGCAAAUAAUGAUGAUCAAGAUAAAAUGAUGGAUUACUUGGUAAGUCUUAUUAGCUCUGUUAGUGCGAUUGGUAAGGGAAUGCAACUACCAGACUCUCCUGAUGAGGUCUACACUCCAGAGGAAUUAAAGGCUGUUAACAGCUACUGGUCGCAGGAUCCUCUUAAGAUCCAUGCAGAGAUAUUAGAGAUAGUCAACAACCUGUCUAUGCUUACUGACAAAUUGGCAGACAAUUUAAGUGUUGCUGAAGAGAUUACGAGCAUUUUCAAAAGUGGUAUGACCGAAUCUGUGGGAGGGCCGUUUGUAAUCGAUUAUAGCGUCAUUGUAGAGUUUGUUGUAGCCAAAUUUCGUACACUCAAGACGACAAAGACGUAUCCACUUCUUUAUGGCCUCUAUAGUAACGUGAUUAAAUCAUGCCAUAGGGAGAUGAAUUCUGAAUCGGUUUCACAAACACUUCAAAUCAUCUACUUAGAUAGACUGGAAACGAUACGCAGUGAUCCUGAUAUCAUCCAAUCAGUGAUGAAGCUAUUUGGCACCAUCAUAUCAACUACACCCUCAUUGUUGGUUGGCGACUCUAAUAUGUUGGAGAAAGUUCUAGAGUUUGGUAUAGAACAACUACAGUCAAACGAGAGGUUUGUUCUCCAAUCACUCGAACUCUUCUGGACAAAACUGAUUUAUUUACGUAGAGGAAAUCACCAAAACACCAUGGCAGUGAGACGGCUUUUUAAUGAGACCAAGUUGGGCAAUAUCGUCAUUUACAAUGUGUUGAAGUAUAUGCUUCUAAGCCAGAGAUCAAACUUGGAGUUUUUCACCGAGAUUCUUAAGAGUUUGGUAGCCAAAUACCCAAUGCUGAUUAAGCAGUGGCUCUUGAACUCGUUUAAAGAACUCAACUUACAGAGAGUGCAAUCAGGACAGAAAACAAUAAAGAAUUAUGAGUUAUUCAUUAAAAAGAUCUUGAUCACUCGUGGCACCAGAGCUGCAAAUGGACUAAUUAAAGACUUCUGGCUAGAAGUAAACGGAUUGGUUGAUUACAAUAAAAAAUUGACGGUAUUAUGA
Brettanomyces nanus is the source of this 3063-nucleotide messenger RNA. RefSeq lists its product as uncharacterized. Gene Ontology annotation, biological process: protein import into nucleus. Bases 1 to 3063 code for a protein of 1020 amino acids. Gene Ontology annotation, cellular component: nuclear membrane; cytoplasm. The record is from RefSeq and is a predicted model, not a curated record. The transcript has a single exon. Lineage: Eukaryota; Fungi; Ascomycota; Pichiomycetes; Pichiales; Pichiaceae.